This is a messenger RNA of Geosmithia morbida, 1695 nucleotides long. Its product is annotated as endo-1,3(4)-beta-glucanase. Lineage: Eukaryota; Fungi; Ascomycota; Sordariomycetes; Hypocreales; Bionectriaceae. Gene Ontology annotation, cellular component: cell surface. Gene Ontology annotation, molecular function: endo-1,3(4)-beta-glucanase activity; glucan endo-1,3-beta-D-glucosidase activity. The transcript is spliced from 4 exons. The annotation marks the transcript as partial. The record is from RefSeq and is a predicted model, not a curated record.
AUGCCCGCCCGCAACAUAUUUGCCGAUGCGGUUGGCACGGAGCCUCCGCCAUCCAUGAUGGAGGUGAAGCAGGACCAUCCGGUCCCUCGCAAAGGUAUCAUGCAACAGGCCCCGCUGCAGACCAACAAAUUCUAUUCCAACUUCUUCCUGGCGGAACAGCGAGCGCCAACCUACACGUUCCCUUAUUCAAUAACGUGGGGCGGUGGUACGGGCGUGACGAAAACCUGGGGCAUGGUCUGCUCUCAUAUCGAGGCCCACCAGCGAGUAUUUGGCGAGGAGAAGUUCUUUGCUUCCUCAUAUUACCUCAAUCCUGUCGGGAUAGAAUCACUUGCGCUCUCAGCUAGAGAGCUUGGAAAUGACACCACAGUAUCGAUGGACAGCAUAACUGCCUUCUCCUCCAGGGUUCACCUCAGCACAAGCCGCGUGACGCUUCCGAUCGUCUCCUUCUCUCUGGCCCAGGGAAUGCCCUAUCUUACGUCGGUAUAUCACGGAGCUACGCCACUUAUCCAGACCGGAGUCUUUUUCAGGUCGGUGACCAAGUUCUCCAAGGACCUGAAGCGAAACUUGAGCAAGUUCACCAUUGUCCUGGAGGACGGCGCAACCUGGCGACUGUACGCGUGGGCGACGGAGGGCGAAGGCUUGGACCUAGACGUGAUGAACAACGGAAUGGCGGUCUCGCGGAAGCCUUUUAGCGGUGUCCUGCAGAUCGCCAAGGACCCGAUGACUCCCGGAUCGGAACAGGCUCUCGAUGACGGUGCAGGUAUCUACCCGGUCUCUCUUGAAUUGACCGGGUCUACUGCCGGCAAGAAGGGAUGGUACCAGUUCCACUUUCAAACGUCUGGCCACGAAACCGGGAAUCUGUACAUGUACGCCCUUCCCCACCACGUGGAGUCGUUCGAUCGCGAGACUGCGGAGCAGCUCCAGAGAAUUCAACUACAAACGCCGACCAAGGGUGUGGCAAACCUCGUCAGGGGAGACACGUGGACCAUGGUCGAGCCGGAGAUGCCGGUCGGGUUGGAAUUUGCACCGUGGCAUCCCAUGAACGGGACGGUUAAGGAGAUUUCAGACGAAGCAAAGGUCCUCAUUCGGGCGGCGGCCACCCGGGAACUGGGAUCGGACGUGGCUACCGAGGGCGAAAUGGAGUCAAUGUACUUUGGCGGAAAGGCCCUUGCCAAGUUCGCCCUCCUUGUAUAUGUCGCAUCCGAUUUGCUCAAGGAUCAAGCCAUGGCUCAAAGUGGACUUGAGAAGCUCAAGAAGGUAUUUGGAAUCUUCGCAGCCAAUGAACAAAAGCACCCGCUAUGCUAUGACAGUGCUUGGGGCGGCGUUGUGUCGUCGGCGACUUAUACGACGGGCGACUUGCUCAUUGACUUUGGCAAUACGCUGUACAAUGACCACCACUUUCACUACGGGUACCAUAUCCUCGCUGCCGCCAUCAUCGGACAUCUCGAUGGCGACUGGGUGAAGGAGAACAGAGACUAUGUCAACAGCCUGGUGCGAGAUGUAGCCAACCCGAGCCAGGACGACAAGUACUUUCCCAUGUGGAGGAACUUUGACUGGUAUCACGGGCACAGCUGGGCGCAUGGGCUCUUCGCGUCGGCGGACGGAAAGAACCAGGAAUCAAGUUCGGAAGACAUGAUGCAUGCGUAUGCGCUCAAGAUGUGGGGGCACGUGUCCGGAGACGAGUCCCUCGAGGCC